AUGCAUGUAACUAAGAUAUCAAAGGUUCGAUACACGGCGGGGGAAUGCGGAAGUUGCAGUGGAGUUAACAGAAGGGGUUCAGCGGCGGAACAGGGGGUUUCGGAGAAUAAUGUGUGCGCACCGGCUAAUUCCGUUGAAUCAGCUGCGAGCUAUCUUAGUACUUGGAUGGGAGACCUCCUGGGAACCGUUAGUGGCGUAAGUCUUCUUUUUAUUUUGUUAACAUCUAAUUAUUUAUCUUUUUCAUGA
This is a messenger RNA of Strongyloides ratti, 246 nucleotides long. RefSeq lists its product as hypothetical. Bases 1 to 246 code for a protein of 81 amino acids. Lineage: Eukaryota; Metazoa; Nematoda; Chromadorea; Rhabditida; Strongyloididae. The transcript is spliced from 4 exons. The record is from RefSeq and is a predicted model, not a curated record.